Molecule: messenger RNA, 1026 nt
Organism: Dothidotthia symphoricarpi CBS 119687
Lineage: Eukaryota; Fungi; Ascomycota; Dothideomycetes; Pleosporales; Dothidotthiaceae
Exons: 1
Coding region: 1-1026 (341 amino acids)
Biological process (GO): CUT catabolic process; U4 snRNA 3'-end processing; TRAMP-dependent tRNA surveillance pathway
Cellular component (GO): cytoplasmic exosome (RNase complex); nuclear exosome (RNase complex)
Molecular function (GO): RNA binding
Source: RefSeq, a predicted model, not a curated record
AUGCCCGUCUCUAUCCUCCCACCCAGCGCUCCGCUCCCCCCGCGCCGCGACGCUCAAAUCGAUGACGACUCAGAUGUGUCCAUGUCCGACGACGACCUACCCACGUCACAAACGAAAUCUAUCGUCACACCCGGUGAACACAUCACCACCGACCCGCAAUGGAUGCGUGGCCACGGCACCUACGUACCCUCGGAAACCAGCACCAUCAUCUCCACCGUUGCCGGCCAUCUCCACAAGACGAACAAACUACUCUCCGUACAACCUCUGCGCGCGCGCUAUCAGCCUGAGAUAGGUGACCUCGUAGUCGGCAGGAUUGUCAGCGUGCAGACGAAGAAAUGGAGCGUCGACAUUGCAGCACCCAUGCUCGCCAAUCUGCCCCUCUCGUCGAUAAACUUGCCCGGUGGCAUACUGAGAAGGAGAACUGCGGUCGAUGAACUCAACAUCAGAACUUUCUUCUCCGAGGGCGACUUGUUGGUUGCUGAAGUGCAGUCAUUGCAUCAAGACAAUACAGCGUCACUACACACACGCUCCUUGAAGUACGGCAAACUGCGAAACGGACUUUUCACCAGUCUGAGUGGCGCGGGAGGAGGCAUCCUAAGUAGGAAGGGUGGUGUGGUGCGAUCCCGGAGACAGGUCUUCACACUCAACACUGCAGCUGGUGAGAUCGACGUUGUACUCGGCGUCAACGGGUAUAUUUUCAUUUCCAAACGCACAGCACCCGAUACUUCUGGAACCGAUAUGGGUCUCAACCGUCUCGAAGAAGCUGUGUCCGAGACACUGUAUUCUUCUCAGAACGACGACAUCGAGCCCGCAGUCAUGCGGGAGAUCACAAGGGUCAGCACGUUGAUCAGAGGUCUGGUGGCUUGUGGAGCCAAGGUCGACGAGGAUAUGAUUGUCAAAGUUUACGAGGGUGCUAUCGAGUUAGAAGCCGAGGAGAGAAGCUUAGGGGGUGUGGAGACAGGUAUUGGCGCUAAGGGUGUGGUUGAGGCGGUGAUGGCACGAUUGGAACUUGAAGCGGGAGGGUGA